Ordospora pajunii is the source of this 414-nucleotide messenger RNA. RefSeq lists its product as uncharacterized. The coding region runs from base 1 to 414 and encodes 137 amino acids. NCBI's taxonomy places the organism in Eukaryota, Fungi, Microsporidia, Ordosporidae. The record is from RefSeq and is a predicted model, not a curated record. The transcript has a single exon.
AUGAGUGACGUUUUGGAGCCAAUGGUAGAGCCGGAGAUAACAAUUAAGAUUGAGGAUGCGCUUAAGAAGGUGUGCAUGGUGUCGAGGACGUACUGCAAGCUUAGCAAAGGUACUAAGGAGACGCUCAAGAAGGUUCUUUCUGGGCAGAUGAGGUUUGUGAUGCUUGCAAAGGAUGCAGACCAGAAGAUAAAGACGGUUGUGAUGGAUCUUGCAAAUAAGGGCAAUGUACCUGUGGUUUUGAUUGAGAACAGGAUGGAUCUUGGACGAAUAGUUGGUGUUGUUGAGACCAACGAGGAGGGAAGAAGCAUCGGCGGAAAGGGAUGCUCUGUUGCAGGAGUCCAGGACUACUGCGAGCAGACGAUGGAGGCAGGGCUUGUGCAAGCUGCGCUACUGACAGGGAUUUUAUCGAAAUAA